Linum trigynum is the source of this 6771-nucleotide messenger RNA. The record is from the annotation of a GenBank genome assembly. NCBI's taxonomy places the organism in Eukaryota, Viridiplantae, Streptophyta, Magnoliopsida, Malpighiales, Linaceae.
ACCUAACCUCCAUGAUCCACCCACCAUUUCUCUUCUUUCGUUCAUCUUCCUCUCUUCCCCCACUCUUCUUCUCCCUCUUUAGGGGUUAGACCGGGGGGCUUUUUGGAGGCCGUUUUGAAGCCCGACUCGGGUCGGACCGGGUCCAACCAGGGGUUCGAUAGGGGUUUAACAACCUUGGUCGGGACACGCGAUUUUAACGUGGUUCGGCCAAUAUGGCUUUACAUCCACGUCCCGAAGAUAGUUACCACUAUCUCACGAGAGACUCUAACUUUUAUUAAAAUAAAAGACUCUCUAACCUACGAAAUUGAAACAACCUUGACACUUCGUGUCAAGAACCAAAUAGGUGCAACUCCACACCUAUUCAACCCUUAGCUAAAUCCAAGCUAAGCUAUCCACUCAAUCAAUCAAGCCAACACUCUUAGUUUGACUUGAUUGGAGAGCAAUUCACCUAGUGCAACUCCCAAGCAAGAAUCCCCUCUUGCUCUUGCACUAGUCCCAAUUACAAAUACCCUUCCUACCCUAAAACCCGACCUAGCUUGAAUAUCUCAACCCCCGAGAUAUCAAGCUAUUCAUACCACGAAAUAUGAUCACACAAUUUCGCUAUUACAAGGGAGAAGAGAGCUUUGCAAAAAGGUGUUUUGGCCUACAAAUGAAUCUACUAUUUAUAGUUGAUGUGAGUCUUCCUUUCCUUUCAUUUGUAGUCCUUUAUGUGGCAAGUAUCUCCUUGAUUUGAUACCUUUUUGCUUGAUAUGGUAACUCCUUUGAGGGCAAGCAAUCACUUUGAAUUGUUUCCUUUUUCCUCAUCAUUGAUUGUGAUAUUUCUGCAUAGAUUGUUAGUUCCACAUAAUAACAUAUAUUUAAAACAAAAUAUCCUAUGACAUUCAAUUAGCUGAAUCAAGCUUGUUAACCCAACAUUCUCCCCCUAAGCUGAAUCAAGCUGAAUCAAGUUUUAUACACUUACCUAUUUUUGGGUUAGUUCUAAUUAUUAAAUCAUAUCAUGCGUUUGGGUUUGUACCCAUGACCAUAUAAAACCAAGAUUUUGGUAAUUAUAAUAUUUUCAAAGUCCAGUACCUAAAAUUAAUUUUUGGCAUAGAAUUCCUAGAAAUCAAUGAAACAAUUCAUUCCUUACGUGAAAUUUUCAUUCUUACAAUUUUACACCUAAACUUUAUAAGUUUUACAAAUCGGUCAAAAUUCACAUAUGUAGUUCAUUCAGUCUCAUAUAAAUGGGUAAACUCAUAUCCAAAUAUAAUAUAAUGACAAUACUCAUACCCUAUAAAGUCUUUUCCAACAAUAUUCAAACCCUAUAAAUUGACUGCAAACCCUACCAUAAUCAAUGUGUUUAGAUAAAAUUACUGAUGACUCGGUAUUUGCACAUGUUUUCCCCUUUGUUUCUUGAUUGUUUGAGCUUGAAUUAUUGCGUCUUUGGCCUAUUUUAUGCUAGGUUGUGUUCCUUUGUCCCAUUUCAGGUCCUAGCACAUAAAGUGAAGCAUAGGCGCAAGUUUCAAGUCAAUCAGAGAUCAAUUGACGAUUCAAGAGAAGAAACUCGGGCAUGACCUGAAGAAGAAUGGAUUUCUACCUCACUUUAUGGACAAAGCAUCAUGCAAGCUUGUUAUGAAACGAAAGAGGACGAGACUACGAGCGUCUGGGAUCAAACGGCGAUUGAUUCGGAGUCCGGGCGAGGGAGAAACGAAGCAUUAAACAGAGGCUGAGCAAGCUGCACGGGCAGACCAGCGUGGCCACGCACGGCCGUGCAAGUGACCAGUUUGGCCGUGCGGGAUUGUGCGUGGGCACGCACGGGAUUGUGCGUGGCCACGCACGGCCGUGCAACAUACAAUUCUGGCCGUGCGAGUUGGCUGAGGUUCAACUAAUUGAUACGCCGCGUUUUGAGGUGCACGGCCAGAAUGGUGAUGUGCACGGCCGUGCACCCUGGCCGUGCGAGUCGGGAAUGGCUGUUUUUAACCCAAAUUCGAGCCAAAGGAGAGGGAGAGCUGGGUUUUGGAUCCCAAACACCCAAGGGACGAACCCUAGAGAGAGAGAGCGACUUGGGAACAUUCUUGGAGCUAUUUUGGAGGAUUUCUUCGCCAUUGGAGCUCGGGAAUCAAGCUUGGAGAUGGAGAUUGAAGAUCUAGAUCAGAUUUCUGCAGUCUCUCUCUUCUCUAUGGAGUAACUUCCCUUCACUUAGGUUUUGAGGAACCUUAGUUCCAUGAGUUAGGAUCUUUCUUGUAUGAAGUUUUGGAUGCUAUAUUGUUUGAUUAUAAUCGAAUGAUGCAUGUUUAUUGAGUCAAUUGAAGUCUGAUCAACUUUUCCUGAUUCCUGCUGCAAUCUGAGAUAGAUAGAAUCUGAUUAGGUUGCUAGAGUCUCAUCAUUCGGUAGUAGGAGAUUGGUUAUACGAGAGUUAGCCAGUUUACUGCUUUGUACUGGAAUCCAAUUCCAGUAGUGGAGUUCUGUGCUUAUUGCUUCAGCUUUCUAUCCCGGUGAAGACUAGUCGUCUGCCGGAUAGUUAGACUGAGAGGGCUUGGUCGGCUUAAGAGAUUCCAAGCUACUGUCGGAUCUUCCGCAGUUUAAUCAACAGUAAAUCAAUCAAAAUGAAUUACAACUUGGACCUAAUUGAGGAGCUAGGGGGAAUCAUACCUAAGUGAGUUCCCAAACUGUAAUUAGUAGUUUUACUUAGUUUAGUUAGUAGAGUAGUUUAGUUAAUCAAUCCUUAAUCUAGUUUGCUAGAUAAUGAACUGAAGCUGAGUAAUAGUAACUCUAGAGACCCGUGGAUUCGAUAUUUAUUACUUGUGCCACUAUACUGCAGUCCCUUUCAUUGGUUACACUUGGCCAUUGUUAGGUGUUGUGUUUUGGCGUGUCAAGUUUUUGGCGCCGUUGCCGGGGACUUUCUAGAGUAUUAGGAAAGGCAGAAGUUUGUUACUUUAGCGUUUUUCUUUUCUUUUCUUUUCCACCCUUGCUUUUCACUUGGGUGUUUUUGUUUUUGUUGGUGCAGAUCUGAAUCAUGGAUCCUAAUGGCUUCCCCAACCAGUGGGGGUAUCCACCACCAUCCGAGUGGUAUUACCCUGAGACUCCCUGGAGCAAUCAAGGAGGAGAAGACUAUGGAUUCGGGUUCCAGUACCAACCCCCUUUCUACGGAGAACAACCAGACCCCUGGGCAUAUCAAGAACAAUCUCCUUAUCAAGAAGAAUUCCUCCCACAACAAGAAGGGCCAUCGGAUCUGGAGUUACCCAUGGCGGCCUUCACGGGCCAUUCUGCAGAGCCAUGCUACACUCCACAGCCAGAUCCAAACUAUGAAUUGAGGCUUCUCGUGGAGCAGAUUGCUCGAGUACCUGAGAGAUCUUUUCCCGAGAUGGAUCCUCAUAUCCAGGCCAUUGCCCAAACUGACUUUUCCUUCCCCCGUGAAACAGAGGAUACCAUCCGGAGCAUAAAGAAGCACCUAGAGGUCAUUGAGAAAGCUUGUUCACAGUUUUCUCAAGACAACCUUUAUGCUGCCAUACAAGUAGAGGAGGAGGAAGAAAAAGGCAAUCAUGAGGAUGUUGAGGAGCAUACAGAAGUUGUCACAGAAAGCUCCCAUGAUAAUCAUGAUCAAGUGUAUCCUUUGGUGGUAGAUCAUAACUUUCACCAUUUCCGCUCUGACAUGCUGGGCUCGAGUGAGGAGAUGCAAGCUGAACUUAUCGAGAACCUUGCAUGGAGACUUGCUCUCCAAUUCGUGCUGGAAGAAGAAGAGCAAGAAAGGGUGCAGAAAGAAGUUGUGGAGGAUGACAAAAGUGAAGCAGAAGGAGUUCUUGAUCUUUUCUCAGGGGUGAUACCACAUGAAGAAGAAAGGGGGGUUGAAAAAGCAAUUGGCGUCCAGGCUGAGGAUGAAGUUGAGGUGGAAGAGGCAUGCACCGGCCAUGAGUUGCAAGUAAUAUCCCCACCAAACUUUGAGGAACUGCUUAGCAAGGACCCAUUUGCAGUGUCUCUUUGCCAGACCAAGGCCACCUCGACAUCGGUCCCUCUUGGUGGACGCGAUGGUGGCCAAUCGAUGCUUUCUUAUCUGGUUUGGGGCAAUGAGACGAGAGAAGAGAAGAAGAGGUCUCGAGGGUGGAGACUUCAUCUGCAUCAAGUACAUGAGCCUUCCUCACCUGCCACACCACAUGCUCGUGACUUGAGACUCCACCUCAUCGACGAGAACCUCAACUUCAAGGAGGUUCUAGCAUGGACCGAAACUUAGGAGCCAUCGUCCGGCUCACGACGUGAAAGAAGCGCUUGUUGGGAGGCAACCCAACCAGUCGGUUUGCAUUUCUUUCUCUAUUUCUCCUCGGUUGAGUCAGUUUUGUUAUUUGAUUUUAGAGUCAAUAACUCAACCUUUGUGAGAUUUUGUGUGGUGUUUGUGUUCUGAUUACUCUCUCUUCCUGGACUGCACUGCCUGACCCGUACAUCAUCAUUCACCCUUGAUCUGGUAACUUCGUUCAACCCUCCUUAUCUUUCCUCCAUUGAGGACAAUGUUGUGCUUAAGUGUGGGGGGGGGGGGGUGUUCGAUUAUGUAUGCGGGUGAAUGUUUGGCUGUUUGUGUGCUUGGAGCCUAGUCCACUGUCCAAAUUUUUAAAUUUGAGGGCUCCAAGUACGUGUUCCAUGCAAUUGCCUGCUCAGUAUGCUUUGAAUUGACAGUCUUUACAGUAAUAUGCAACCUAGGGAGGUAGUGUAGCACUAUGGAGGAUGUUGAUGCAUUUAAGAAGUCUCAUUUCUUCUUCAUAUAAAGUUGGUUGAUUGAGUGAAUUAGUGAUCUUAGGACCCUUGAAUUGUGUGGUGUUGUGGAUUCUCUACCUGUCAUGGACUCUUGUAUCAUGUUUUGAAAGUAACAGGUGCUCGAAAAUGUGCUUCAAAAUAAACGUCUCCCGUGCGAAUAGGGCGAAAGUGUGUAAGGGGAGACGGGAAUUCGUUCCCAAUUUCCACCUACUACCUCCAGCCCCCUUACAUGUCUUCCCCCCGCACGAGGCUCGAGACAUCCGCUCCUGGCAUGGCCGGUAAGAGCAGGUUGGGACCCUUGAAAAAGAAAAGAAAAGAAAAAUAUCAGAAAACAAGCAAAACAAAAAAAAAGGGGUCUCAACCAUCUUCAAGAAGCAGAAAAUAGAGCACCUUGAAAAAUGUGAGUCCAUGAUCUGUUGUUUUUGAGAAUCUCCUCAUCCACAAUUCAUUUGUCCUCUGUUCACUAUUUGCCAUGAUGCCGACUCGCCGAAGAAGUUAUGAGAUGACUUGUGCGUCGGUUGACCUCGUAAGCUGCUAAAUGAUCUAGGAAGUCCUCUACCUACGAUCUGGGUUGUUUGUUGCUAUAGAGGUCUGGAGAGUUGCAUUGGUUUGAGUUAGGUUUGCUUGGGGACAAGCAAACAGUUAAGUGUGGGGGGAUUUGAUGACUCGGUAUUUGCACAUGUUUUCCCCUUUGUUUCUUGAUUGUUUGAGCUUGAAUUAUUGCGUCUUUGGCCUAUUUUAUGCUAGGUUGUGUUCCUUUGUCCCAUUUCAGGUCCUAGCACAUAAAGUGAAGCAUAGGCGCAAGUUUCAAGUCAAUCAGAGAUCAAUUGACGAUUCAAGAGAAGAAACUCGGGCAUGACCUGAAGAAGAAUGGAUUUCUACCUCACUUUAUGGACAAAGCAUCAUGCAAGCUUGUUAUGAAACGAAAGAGGACGAGACUACGAGCGUCUGGGAUCAAACGGCGAUUGAUUCGGAGUCCGGACGAGGGAGAAACGAAGCAUUAAACAGAGGCUGAGCAAGCUGCACGGGCAGACCAGCGUGGCCACGCACGGCCGUGCAAGUGACCAGUUUGGCCGUGCGGGAUUGUGCGUGGGCACGCACGGGAUUGUGCAUGGCCACGCACGGCCGUGCAACAUACAAUUCUGGCCGUGCGAGUUGGCUGAGGUUCAACUAAUUGAUACGCCGCGUUUUGAGGUGCACGGCCAGAAUGGUGAUGUGCACGGCCGUGCACCCUGGCCGUGCGAGUCGGGAAUGGCUGUUUUUAACCCAAAUUCGAGCCAAAGGAGAGGGAGAGCUGGGUUUUGGAUCCCAAACACCCAAGGGACGAACCCUAGAGAGAGAGAGCGACUUGGGAACAUUCUUGGAGCUAUUUUGGAGGAUUUCUUCGCCAUUGGAGCUCGGGAAUCAAGCUUGGAGAUGGAGAUUGAAGAUCUAGAUCAGAUUUCUGCAGUCUCUCUCUUCUCUAUGGAGUAACUUCCCUUCACUUAGGUUUUGAGGAACCUUAGUUCCAUGAGUUAGGAUCUUUCUUGUAUGAAGUUUUGGAUGCUAUAUUGUUUGAUUAUAAUCGAAUGAUGCAUGUUUAUUGAGUCAAUUGAAGUCUGAUCAACUUUUCCUGAUUCCUGCUGCAAUCUGAGAUAGAUUGAAUCUGAUUAGGUUGCUAGAGUCUCAUCAUUCGGUAGUAGGAGAUUGGCUAUACGAGAGUUAGCCAGUUUACUGCUUUGUACUGGAAUCCAAUUCCAGUAGUGGAGUUCUGUGCUUAUUGCUUCAGCUUUCUAUCCCGGUGAAGACUAGUCGUCUGCCGGAUAGUUAGACUGAGAGGGCUUGGUCGGCUUAAGAGAUUCCAAGCUACUGUCGGAUCUUCCGCAGUUUAAUCAACAGUAAAUCAAUCAAAAUGAAUUACAACUUGGACCUAAUUGAGGAGCUAGGGGGAAUCAUACCUAAGUGAGUUCCCAAACUGUAAUUAGUAGUUUUACUUAGUUUAGUUAGUAGAGUAGUUUAGUUAAUCAAUCCUUAAUCUAGUUUGCUAGAUAAUGAACUGAAGCUGAGUAA